AUGUCCGCUGGGGGCGCUUUUCCUGGUGCCUCUGCAACGCCCGCUGCCCAAAUCACUGCGGCAUCGUUCCCGUCGUUUGUACCUCCCGCAACAAGCACUACGAACAGCGCUGGUACGUCGUUACUUGACCUAUUCCCCAACGUCGAGGCAAGCGUGCUCCUCGACAUCGCGCGCCACGAAUUUAAGCCCAUGGACCUCUCGAAGCUGGACUCCCGCUACCGCGACAAGGCUCCUCGGGCGUUCGAUUUCGACGGCACUGGCGCCUUCGUCGUCCGCGAAGCCUCCGUGAAAGACUAUCCCAACUUCCACGCGCUCUACAGUCCCCUUUCUACCUACUUCGACAUCCUCGCCGCCUUCGUUGCCUCUGGAAACGACGCUGCGACACUGCUCCACGUUGUCCGCGCUUCCUCAGCCUAUCUGCGCAGACUCGAAGAGUACAACGAGAAGUACCACUGGCCCGCGGUUCUUGCCUAUCACAUGGACUUCCAUUUCCGACGCCGCCGCGAGAUGACUCGCGGCAUCUUCUCCGGCUGGGAUUCAGUCGAUGACACACUCAAAAGCGACCAUCUGCACGGUCAAGAGCGCCCCCGCGUCAUGCGUGGCGCACAGCCGGCCAAAUCCUCCUCAGCGUCGUCCUCCGCUGGACAGUCACCCGAAGUGUGUCGCCUUUUCAACAAAGGCAGCUGUGCCUCUCCUUGCCGCUACAAACGCGUCCAUAAGUGCACUAGCUGCAACUCUACCGAUCACGGGCAGUCGGCAUGCACAAAAACCGGCGCAGCUCCUGGCGCAGCUACCUGA
Epithele typhae is the source of this 798-nucleotide messenger RNA. RefSeq lists its product as uncharacterized. The record is from RefSeq and is a predicted model, not a curated record. Bases 1 to 798 code for a protein of 265 amino acids. Lineage: Eukaryota; Fungi; Basidiomycota; Agaricomycetes; Polyporales; Epitheliaceae. The transcript has a single exon.